GUAGAAUUUUGGUGAGUCAAUAAUUAGAUUCCCCCGACCCUUUUCGGUAACCCUUACCCGCUCCGAGAGAUUACCUUGACCGCGCAGCAUCACAAUCAGUAACUACAGCAAUUCCAUUAACUUCCAAGCAAACUCUUCAGCAAUAAAAAUUCACGAACAAAUCCAAGAUCAAUUUUUUUCUCCGAAUCCUUCGUCACCAAGCCCUCAAAUUCAAUUACUGGUUCCCGUAUUCGAAACCCUAAACCCCAGUUCUUCAAUUUGAUGCGGGUUCGUCUCUAUUUUCUUUUGUAAUUAGGGCGCAAGGAGAUGUAGCAAUGGAAGCAAUAAAACAUGCUCUGAAAGCUCUGAGAAAGCGGCAUUUAGUGGAAGAGGGUGCGCAUUCACAUGCUUUUAUUGCGCUAUCUCGCCCGAUUGUGUCUCAGGGGUCAGAGUGGAAAGAGAAAGCUGAAAAUCUUGAAUUGGAGCUCCAGCAAUGCUACAAAGCCCAGUCUAGAUUAUCUGAACAACUUGUGGUGGAAGUUGCCGAAUCCAGAACUUUGAAAGCACUAAUGCAAGAGAAAGAAACUGCGAUAUCUGAGUUGCAAAAUGAGCUCACUCAAGCAAGGGAUGAAUGCUCCCGGUUAGCUGUGCUGUUGGAGGAAAAGACCAAGGCUCUGGAACUGUUGAUAAGUGAGCACCAAGAAGUUAAAGGACAACUCGAGGCAACCACUCUUAGAGCUGACAAUGCCGAAGCGGAAAACAAGAUGCUAAUUGACCGUUGGAUGUUGGAAAAGAUGAAAGAUGCUGAGCGUCUAAAUGAGGCAAAUGCUCUUUAUGAAGAUAUGGUGGAUCGCCUCAAGCAAAGCAGCAUGGAACAUCUUGCCCACCAACAAGUUGAUGGUGUAGUCCGCCGGUGUGAAGAGGGUGCAGAGUACUAUGUCGAGUCAACCGUCCCCUCUACAUGCAAACAGAGGAUCCCUGCUCAUGACGGUGGCUGCACCUCCAUAUUGUUUGAGCACAACUCCUCUAAAUUGGUCAGUGGAGGACAAGACAAAGCUGUUAAAAUGUGGGAUGCAAACACGGGAUCAUCAACUCGGACACUUUAUGGUUGUCUGGGAACAGUUCUCGAUGUCUGCAUUACCCACGACAACAAAUCUGUUGUUGCCGCCAGCAGUUCAAAUACUUUGUACGUAUGGGACGUAAGCUCAGGUCGUGUACGACAUACCCUCACUGGCCACGUAGACAAGGUCUGUGCCGUGGAUGUCAGCAAGGUGUCUAACCGCAAUGUUGUCAGUGCAGCUUAUGAUCGAACCAUAAAAGUUUGGGAUCUUCAGAAAGGCUACUGCGUCAACACUCUUCUAUGCUACAGCAACUGCAAUGCCCUCUGUUUUAGUAUGGAUGGGCAGACCAUUUGCUCCGGCCACGUCAAUGGGAAUCUCCGACUAUGGGAUAUUCAGACAGGGAAACUUCUCAGUGAGAUUGCUGCACAUUCUUCUGCAGUAACAUCUUUAUCACUGUCCAGAAACGGGAACAUGUUGCUGUCAAGUGGGAGGGACAACUUGCACAAUCUAUUCGACACGCGCACUCUCGAAAUCUGUGCAACUUUGAGAGGAAAUGGGAGCGGACUGGCAUCUAAUUGGAGCAGAACUUGUAUGAGUCCUGACGAUGGUUAUGUCGCUGCAGGAUCUGCUGACGGGUCUGUAGAAAUCUGGUCCGUCGCAAAUGCCAAAAUUGUGAGCACGCUGAAGGAGCAUACAUCUCCCGUGUUGUGCUGCGCUUGGAGUAAUCUUGGUAAGCCUUUAGCAACUUGUGAUAAGAAUGGUAACAUUUGCAUUUGGUCUUGAUUCGGUAGGUUUCUCCUUAUUACAUUAAAGAAAAAAAGGGAAAAAAAAUGACACGAAAAAAGUAUAAAUUAAGUAGAGAAUUGCUGUUGGAGAAUCUGGUUACUAUUUGUUAAUUUAGGGAGUUAGUUGGAUGUUGAGAUUAGUACAUUUGUUGAUAGUUCAUGCAGCUGCUGAGAGGUGUACAUAUUUACUUGUGGAUAUAUUUGUUUAUUUGAUUAAUGUUUGAAAUUUAAUGUGAAGAAUAAAAGAAAUAUCCAAGUUUCAGAA
Messenger RNA from Salvia miltiorrhiza (redroot sage), 2090 nucleotides. Its product is annotated as autophagy-related protein 16. Gene Ontology annotation, biological process: autophagosome assembly. Bases 315 to 1823 code for a protein of 502 amino acids. The record is from RefSeq and is a predicted model, not a curated record. Gene Ontology annotation, molecular function: protein binding. NCBI's taxonomy places the organism in Eukaryota, Viridiplantae, Streptophyta, Magnoliopsida, Lamiales, Lamiaceae. The transcript has 5 exons. Gene Ontology annotation, cellular component: autophagosome membrane.